Molecule: messenger RNA, 5269 nt
Organism: Anolis carolinensis (green anole)
Lineage: Eukaryota; Metazoa; Chordata; Lepidosauria; Squamata; Anolidae
Gene: lypd6
Product: LY6/PLAUR domain containing 6
Exons: 5
Coding region: 232-741 (169 amino acids)
Biological process (GO): positive regulation of canonical Wnt signaling pathway
Molecular function (GO): acetylcholine receptor inhibitor activity
Source: RefSeq, a predicted model, not a curated record
CGGGGGCCGAGCGCUCCAUCGCAGGACUGCAGUCUGGACGCCGCUGCAUUGGGCGCUCGUGGGAUGGGGCGCCUGGCCGGAGCGAGGGCAGCAGCAGCAGCGGGAGGAGGAGGAGGAGGAAGAGGGAAGGGAAGGAGGCGAAGGCUGCCCAUCGAAGCGGUGCAUACAUCUUCUGGAUACAAGAAGAACGUACUCCCAAGAAAUCCGCAUGUUUGAGGCUGCCCCUCUGCAAUGGAAUCUUGGCCCACAUUGGCCUGGGUCCUGCUCCUUAGUUUGGUAUCAGACUGCCUGAAGGGAAUCCAAGCCCGAGACUUCACAGUGAAAGACAUUGUCUACCUUCAUCCUUCAACUACUCCAUAUCCAGGUGGUUUCAAAUGUUUCACUUGUGAACAAGCAGUUGACAACUAUGAAUGCAAUCAGUGGGCUCCAGAUAUCUAUUGUCCAAGAGUGACACGAUACUGCUAUACCCAGCAUACACUGGAAGCCAAUGGAAAAAGUGUAUCUGUAACCAAGCGAUGUGUGCCAUUGGAGGAUUGUUUGGCUACAGGAUGCAUAGAUCUCCAGCAUAAAGGGCUCAGGGUCUGCACUUCUUGUUGUGAAGGAAACAUCUGCAACUUGCCGUUGCCCAGAAACGCAAGUGAUGCCAUCUUUGCGACGACAACGCCACUCAAUCACACACAGAGACAUUUGCAAAGUGCAUCCAUAAUGAUGCUGUUUCUCUUGUUACUCUUUGCUACGUAGGUCUCAAGGUUAAAGUGCUAGUUACACACCAAGGAUUGAGGAUGAAAAUAUUUAUGCAUACAGAAAUGAUCUUAAUUUAAUAUAUAUUUCAUACCUUACAUUUUUAAUGGCAUUUCUACAUUUUUUUUCUUUUUAGCACUGGUUAGUUCAAAAGCCAUGGUUUUUGAACUGUCUCUUUUUUAAAAAGGAAUGACACUGGAGGGUGGAAGAGAUGUGAGCUGUAAGUUUAAGGAAGGAACCCUUUUGUAGUCCUUGAAAAAAAUCAGUUGACAUAUUUAUCCCUGCCCCCUUCUCCCCAAUCUCCAACAGACAGCCUUCUUGUAAACGAAAAAUAUUUGGAAUUGUACACUUACAGUAAUACUUGAUGAAAACCAGAAACUCCUCUCAAAAGUUAUUCUGCCAUAAUGGAUUCCUGGACAAAUAUUCAUUGGUUAAUUGUAUUGCAGUUGCAACUAACUGGGUUAUAGUUAAAAGAGUAGGGCCAUUUGAACCAAUACUUCUACUUUCCAAAGACUGAAUCUGGAUCCAACCUAUGAGCUUCAAUCAAUGGUAUACCCUUGAAAAUGAAUUUGCAUAUAACUUUGAAGAAAGAGGCGGUCUUUGACAGUUAAGCAGAGUUGGUAUCAUCUUAGAACAGUGGUUCUCAACCUGGAGUCCUCAAAUGGUUUAGCUUUCAACUCCCAGAAAUCCUAACAGUUGGUAAACUGGCUGGGAUUUCUGGGAGUUGUAGGCCAAAAACAUCUGGGGACCCCAGGUUGAGAACCACUGUCUUAGAACAUAUAUUUCCCACAUUUAUAACUGAAGAUGCAAUAGUUUCUUCAACUUAUUGGUUUUUUAUGUUAAAUAUUUGCAUUUUUUUAAUUUAAGCUAAAUUUUUACUUAGGGUGAUUUUGCCAGUUGAUCUCAUCAAUUCAGUAGACUUCAGCUAUGGUCUUAUGUGCACUUACUUCAGAGUAAGAUCCCUUGAACCCAAUGGUUCUAACUUUUGGGUAGAAAUGUGUAACAUUGCACAGUGAAACCACCCCUGGGAGUACUCACUUCCUGGGAGUGAUUUUCAUUGUAUGUGGUGGAAUUAGCUUCAGAACAAAUCUGGGUAGAAAGAGAGCUGCACAUAUGCAGUCCUACUUUUGCUGUGCUUAUGAAAGCUUCCCAAUUUACUUUAAUGUUUGAAUCAGUUUGGAUGUGCACUUCCGCAUUCUUUCUGGUGCUGUGCUUGCCUGAAAAUGAAUGGAUAAACUUCUGGUGUGUAAGCUAUGAUGUGGCAAUAGGAUUAUCAGACUACGGUGACUCUUAAGAACAGCUAUUCUCCAAGGGGUACAAUGAAGACUCUGGAAUAAUUAGAAUUUCUGCUAGUACAGGCUGAGCAUCCCUAAUCCAAAAUUCUGAAAUAGAGUUAAGUUUUCCUUAACCACAGAAACCAUAUCCAUGGUUUCACAUCCAUGGGUGGCUGAGAAAGUAACCCAGUUGCUUUCUGAUGGUUCAGUGAACACAAAAUAUGUUUCAUACACAAUAUGAUUAAAAAUACUAUGUGUAAAAUCAGAUUCAGGCUAUAUGUAUAAGGUGUUUAUGGAUAAUUCAUUACGUUUGCUUCUGCAAAUAAUAGUAUUCCAAAAUCUGAAAAGAUCAUCCAAAACAUUGCUGGUUCCAAGCAUUUUGGGGAAGGGAUAUGCAACCUGUAUGGCAGUAGUUCUCAACCUGUGGGUCCCCAGGUGUUUUGGCCUACAACUCCCAGAAAUCCCAGCUAGUUUACCAGCUGUUAGGAUCUCUGGAAGUUGAAGGCCAAAACAUCUUGAGGACCCAUAGGUUGAGAACCACUGCUGUAUGGAAACUUUUCUUAUUUUCAAAAUGGAAUUGACUGAAUAUUAAUGUGUUUUAGUGUUUUAUUAACCCAGGUAAUACUUUGGGCAUACAGUAUGGUUUAUUUUGCUUACUAAAUCACAAUAUUUAUUUUUGUAUGAUGCAAUCAGAAUUGAUGACGUGUUGUACAGUGUCCCAUUCUGAAGCAACAAUUGACAAUGCUUCUGUUAAGUAUGACCUGUAAUAUAUAUUUUGUGAUAAAUGAUCUUCAGCUUCUUCAGAAUUCAAGUUAUGGAAAAAUAAAAGGUGGAUAAAGUUGAAGUAAAGUCAAAUAAGCAUCGCUGGUUUUGGGGGUGCAAAGCCAAAUUUUAUAUACAAUAUACAGCCAUAUAAUAUUAUAGUGCUUUUUAUGAGUUCCUUUUUUUUUUGGCUAGCAUUGAUCAAUAGGGCUGGCACUUUAUCAAGUGGCAACAGAAAUUGAUGCUGUAAAAUUGGGGACAGAACAAAACGAGGGGCUUGCACCCAAACUUAGUCAUGAAAUCCCAUUAAAAGCAGCAACAUACAUUUUAGUUGUGACCAUUGUUUGUUCUUCAGUUUUGCCAUGAUUAACAUAAUCAGAAUAAGGAGCCAUUGAUGCUUAGUGAGGAAGUAGAGUAUUGGGUUCAAUCUGCCUCUGUCCAAUUGUUACUGAUUUCUCCUUCCUGUAUACGUCGAUUCCCAGAAAGUCCCUUGAGCUCCGGUUGUAGUUUUUAGGGGAGUGCUUAGUUUUCAGUGGGGAAGGCCCCUUUCUUCACUUUGCCCUUUCACUUUUUGGGAUCUUGGAACCCAGGCCAGUGUUGCAAGCAAUGCUGUUACACAAAACAGCUGUAGAGCUCUUUUGUAUUUUUUUAAACAAAACUAAACAACAAAACAAAUAGACAAAAAUGUUCUAAUGACCAGAAUUUUGCAAAGUACAUAGUUCUAUGUUCAUUUUAAUUCAUUCAAUCCCAUUUCAUACACAACAAGUCUGAUAGUAUUGUGCUUACAAAAUAGUUUCAGUUUAAUCUCAAUGUUUAGAGGAGACAAAAUUAUGUGACUCUCUGAUGUUAUUGGACCUCAACUCUCAGCUACUCUGGCAAUGAUGAGGAGUGCUGGGAGUCACCGUUCAUCAACAUCAGGUAUCUUCAUAAUCCCCACUGCUGGUUUAAAAUGGUAUAUAUGCCAGCAAAUGCAACAUUACGUUCAGUGUGGCAUAACACUGUAAUGCUAGUGUCAAGCGGCAAGGUACAACAUCACCCAGAGCUUGGGAAAGUUACAUUUUUGAAUGACAGAAACUCCCAGCCAGCAUGACCAUUCACGUCAAGUAAAAUAUUAUCUCUCUCCUCUCUUCCACCAACUGCACUACUGAGCCAAUUCCAUAAUAUAUGACUCAGCUUACCAAAGUAAUUAUUGGUGCCAAAAAUGAGACAGGUGUAUCAAUAAUUUGGAUAGGAUCAGAAUUCUGUCAAUAAUCCUACCCCCUCUCCACAUAAAAAUGGGGACAAGUCUUUGAGUGUCUUAAGAGUUCUCAACACAGUAUGUUCACAUACCCAUGAUUCACCACAUUGUUAAGGCAGCUAGAAAUGGCAUUUGGGCAUUCAAAGGAUGGGCUUGAAUUAAAUGGAAAGCUUCCACACCAGCAAGAUCCUUUCCGUCAGGAGAAGAAGCAUUGGGAGGUGCAUUACUCUAUGUGCUCUGAGCACAUACACAUGCAAGGUGACAGUGGCCACCUUAAACUGUCCUGCUCACCUUACACCAGUGAUCCUCAAUCUGAGGUCCCCAGAUGUAUUUGGCCUACAACUCCCAGAAAUCCUAGCCAGUUUACCAACUGUUAGGAUCUCUGGGAGUUGAAGGCCAAAAACAUCUGGGGACCCCAGGUUGAGAACCACUGUCUUACACUCAGAAGGAAGAACAGCAUAAAGGGGAAUCAUUAGUUGGCGCUGAUAAACAAGGUCCAUUUUCCCCACCCUGAUAGUUUACAGGGAGGGGUGGAAGGAACAAAUAGGACAGAUUAGGCCCACAAACCAGAGGUGUGCCCACCCCGUACAAAGAACAUGUGUCAUCAUAGGUAUGCUGUUUCAAGUUGUCUCGUUGUGGCAGUAAUUAUCAAUGUGUAGAUCAUCACUAAGGAUAAAAAAUGUUUGUGGUGUCUGUUCCUAUGUCUUGUAUCCCUUGUGAACUCUGAAAAGGUGGUGGGUGUGUUUGUUUGCAUGACCUAGCCAUAUGUAUAACAUACUUGGGAGGCCUUGGGUAUCAAUGUGGUUUAACGCUUCUAUUUGUGCAAACCAGAGUGACUGAAUUGUCCUGUCUGUAAAAUCUGUGGUUUUUGAACCUGACACAGUAUCGUCCAAGAAAGUUGUAUAUUGCUCUGUGAGUGACAGUGGAGUUGGAACACGUUUCUGAAACUUUGAACAUUUGCAGUCCCAGCAUGAUGGUGUGCUAAAUAUUUCAGCAUCUGCAUUUCACUGUGAAUGUAGAUCUUUUAGGCUGUGUGAAAUAAUUCCUCUUACCUUCCCAUGUCAUUUUCAAAAAGGAAUCAGGAAGAGCAUGAUAAUCUGAAGGCAAAUGUCUGCAAAAUCACAGAUGGUUGUCCUUCUAUUGUUGUUUGUUUGUUUUUACCUAUCCUCUGGUCAAUGUGUUCCCCUGUAAAUAGUGCUUCCAAUUGUUAAUGUAAAUUUUGUACAUUCUAUAAAUAAAUGAUGUUUUAAAAAUA